Messenger RNA from Trametes versicolor FP-101664 SS1, 1299 nucleotides. RefSeq names its product histidinol-phosphate aminotransferase. Gene Ontology annotation, molecular function: pyridoxal phosphate binding; L-histidinol-phosphate:2-oxoglutarate transaminase activity. The transcript is spliced from 3 exons. NCBI's taxonomy places the organism in Eukaryota, Fungi, Basidiomycota, Agaricomycetes, Polyporales, Polyporaceae. Gene Ontology annotation, biological process: L-histidine biosynthetic process. The coding region runs from base 1 to 1248 and encodes 415 amino acids. The record is from RefSeq and is a predicted model, not a curated record.
AUGCCUAUCCUUGGACUCGCCCCGGAACUGUACCCGACGAAACCGGCUCACUUCGAUAUUGAGAAGGUCAUCCGGCCGAAUAUCCUCGCCCUCCACCCAUACCGAUGCGCACGCGACGACUACUCUGAAGGAAUCCUGCUUGACGCGAACGAGAACGCUCUCGGCCACUCGAUUCCAUCCGCCUCUUCGUCUGCUCUUGAGCCCGAGCUCCAGCCCACGCUGAGCCUCGACCUUCACCGCUACCCUUCGCCCACCCACGACCCCAUCAAGCAGCGUCUUGCGGAGCUGCGGGGUGUCUCUGGCCCAGAGAGCAUCUUCUUGGGCGUCGGAUCCGAUGAAGUGCUUGACUUGCUCAUUCGGGUAUGCGUCGCGCCUGGGACGGAGAAGAUCCUGAUCACGCCCCCGACGUACGGCAUGUACUCGGUGUGCGCGCAGGUCAACGAUGUCGGCGUCGUGAAGGUCCCUCUAGAGCUUAGUGGGGAUGCGGGUGAGGGCGGAGAACGCGGGCGGUUCUCGCUCAGGGUGGACGAGGUGAAGAAAGCGAUCUCGGAGGACCCUUCAAUAAAGCUCAUAUUCCUGUGCUCUCCCGGAAACCCCACCGGCACGCUUAUCCCGUUAUCAUCAAUACGGGAGAUUCUGGAGUACGAGGAUUUCAAGGGUAUCGUCAUCGUAGAUGAGGCAUACAUCGACUUCGCGGACGAGGAGGCGAGCGCGGUUUCGCUGCUCAAGGACUACGCGAACCUCUGUGUAACGCAAACCCUUAGCAAGAGCUUCGGUCUGGCCGCCAUUCGGUUAGGGAUUGCGUUCGCCCACCCGUCCCUCAUCCAAAUCCUCAUGAACACAAAGGCGCCAUACAACAUCUCCACCCCCACCGCCGCCCUCGCGCAAUCAGCCUUGUCACCCGACGCCGUCGCAUUGAUGAAGCAGAAAGUCUCCACGCUAGUUGCGUCGCGCGCGUCACUCCUCCGCGGACUGGAGGCACUCGCACCCUUAGGCCUGGGCCCCGCGAUCGGUGGAAACACCGCAAACUUCGUCAUGGUUCCAGUCCUGGCGAAAGAUGGGAGCGGAGCGCCGGAUAAUGUACGCGCGGGGAAGAUCUACAAGACGCUAGCGGAGUCGGAGGGCGUUGUGGUGCGGUUCCGAGGAAACGAGGCGGGAUGUGCCGGGUGCCUGAGGAUCACGAUUGGGAGCGAAGAUGAGAACAAGGUAGUACUGCAAAAGUUCAGUGAGCUGUUGAAGGCGUUGUAGACUGUAGGGUGGAUUUGUGCGUGCGUAUAGAAGAAGAAGUCUGAAACUCAA